Nasonia vitripennis (jewel wasp) is the source of this 2999-nucleotide messenger RNA. RefSeq lists its product as uncharacterized. The transcript is spliced from 3 exons. The record is from RefSeq and is a predicted model, not a curated record. The coding region runs from base 432 to 1862 and encodes 476 amino acids. NCBI's taxonomy places the organism in Eukaryota, Metazoa, Arthropoda, Insecta, Hymenoptera, Pteromalidae. Gene Ontology annotation, molecular function: DNA binding. Gene Ontology annotation, cellular component: nucleus.
ACUGGCGCGGAAAAAUGGCAUUUGUCCGGAUUUAUGGAACAGUCCAAACGAGUGUUCCGAAUCCGCGGACCUGCUCUUAAUUCAUGUACCACUUUAUGGAGCACGUAUCGAGAACCAACAUAAAAUGUAAUUUUAAACAGUUUUAUAUAAUUUUCAUCACGCCAAAACGUUUAAAAUAAGUGUAUUUCAAGUGUUUUGCAACUUAAGUAUUGUGUAAGUAAGUAUAAAUUAAGUAUCAAGAAUGACAGCAACACGAAAGGUGAAAAAGGAAAUCAAGAAGAACAAAAAGAGCAAGAAAAAAUUAGAAAGUACUGUGAAAAAGGGUUCUAAGCGCAAGAAUGUUGUUGUGAAAAAAUAGGCAAAAGUGGUCAAGAAGAAAGAAAAAGUGAAAAGAAAGCUGUAUUCUACUGUUGAUCUACAGAGAGCUGUAAAUGCAGUUGGCACGUCUGUAUGGCACGUCUGUGCGAAAAGCUGCACUUAAAUAUAGCGUACCACCAACAUCUAUCCACAGAGCUGUGAAGAACCCGGAGCAAUCAAAUUUAAAGGCUGGCCCUGCUCCCAUUUUGUCAACAGAAGUAGAGAAUGAGAUUGUAAACUGGAUUUUGUAUCGAGCUGAGAAAGGAUAUCCAAUCACCAAAACUGAAUUGCUGGACAGCGUGCAAAGUUAUAUACGCAAUCUUGGAGAUGAAAUCCCUAAGACUCCGUUCACUAAUGACAGACCUGGCCGCCACUGGUUUGAAAAGUUUCGACUUCGACAUCCUGAAAUAACCAUCAGGACUCCACAGCAUCUUACUAUGACACGUGCUUGUGUGACUGAAGAAGAUUUGAGAGGAUGGUUUUCGGACAUUGGAGUGUACUUGAAGAAUAAAGGCGUGGAUAAAUUGCAUCCCUCAAGAGUAUUCAACUGCGAUGAGACUAAUGUGCAACUUAUUCCCAAAUCAGAGAAGGUGUUAGCCAAGAAAGGUGCCAGCUCAGCCUACAAGAUUGUGGAUGGGGGCGAAAAAGAAAGCCUAACAGCACUUUUUAUGUACAGCGCUGAUGGAACAAAAGCUCCGCCCAUGAUUAUGUACAAGUACGCAGAUAGUAUGCCAGCCAAUAUUCUAAAAAAUUGUCCAGCUGGUUGGGGUAUCGGCAAUUCUGAUAAUGGUUGGAUGACUACAGAGACGUUCUUUGAAUACAUAGCCAAUGUUUUUUAUCCUUGGCUACAAAAAAGUGAGGUGGAAUUUCCAAUUAUUAUUUAUUUGGAUGGCCAUUCCUCUCAUGUCACUAUACCAUUAGUCAAAUUUUGUCGAGAGAAAGAAAUAGAUGUAAUUGCUCUCUUCCCCAAUGCGACACACAUUAUGCAACCUCUGGACAUUGCUUUCUUUCACCCAUUCAAAGAAAUGUGGCGAGCAGCUAUUGCAAAAUAUGAAGCUGAAAAAGACAUUUCAAGAUUAAAGAAGGAGCAUUUUCCAGCUGUACUUGAACAAGCGUUGCAUUCAUUUGUCAACGAAAAGCCAACCAUUAUAAAUGGCUUUAAAGCUGCUGGUUUGGUGUCCUUCGACCCUGAAGCAGUCGAAUACAAUGUUCUUCAUAAGAAAAAAAGUAAAAAGAAGAAAGCUGAAUCAGAGAAAUCAGUCGAGCAUGUUAAUACAGAUUCUGAAGUUGAAGAUAUGAAAAAGCAUCUACUGACCCUCGAGAAGAAUCUACCGGAUGUUGUGCUCCAGAACUUCAAAGAAACAGAGACCAUCGGUGUAGAGAAUCAAGAUACAGCGAAUAACAGUUUGUUUCAGUAUUGGCUCGAAGUAAAGAAAGCUGUUGGUGGUAAACGCAUGAUCAAUCAUUCAUUGUAUUACUUAAUUGAUCAUUCGGCUGCUAACUAAUUUUAAUAUUUACAAAAUUAAUUUCUACUUUUUUACAAUUUUAAUUGACUAUUUACAAAAAUAAUUUUUAUUAUUUACAACAUAACUUAUAUAUAAAUAAUCAUAUAUUAUUUUAUAUGCAUAGAUACCGGAAAGAAAUCGCGUCUUUAAUUAAAAGUGUCGAGAUUUUAAACAACCACAAGUGAAUUGUAGUACCGCAAACUGUACCUGCUAGUACGUCUUUUGAAUUAAUGAAUGAAAGCAAUUUGAACGUAAAAAAUGAUCUAAUUCUCAUAGAAUUAGAUGGCAUCGAAGAUAAUGAAUUAAAUGCUCUUUUAAAUAAUGAAAGCUUAGAAAGUAUUAUUAUAGAAACAAAUAGCACAAUUGAGCAUAUUGUCGAGCAUUACCUGAAAAUUUGGAUACUGUAAUCUCUCAAAAAGAAACCAUUCAUGAAAGUGCUGAUAUGACAAAUGAGCCGAAUGAUUUUCAAGCGAUCAGCACAGUAUUAAUUGAUCAAAUAGAAGAGCCUACUAGUCCUACAAUUACAAACAAGGACAAUUGUCAAACACCUGUUACAACCAACUUCGAUCUCAGUCUUGAAGUGACUGACGAAGUAAUAGAUAACUCUGAAGAGGUCGUUGAUGUCCAAUUUACAAAAUCUGUCAGUCCCCAAAAUCAAGAUAUUUCACCUGUUUUGCAAGAGAAUGUUCAAAACAUUUGUAAAGAAAUAAAUCACAAAUCAAGUAACCUACUUCAAGAAAAUCAAGAGAAUAUUGGUCUUGCUUCUGUAGAUUCAGGUAUACCAUAUUGUGCUGUAUACCUCAAUUGAUUUGAUUCACGUAUAAAUCAAAAUUUCAUGAAUUUUAUAAUAUAAAUUAUUGCAUAUUAUUAGAUAGCACCGCCAUUAAAAAGAAGAGUUUUGCCAAUUCUUUUUUGCUACCCGUAGACCACUUAUCUAAAAAGAAACGAGCUAAAUUAAAUGCUACUGGAAAACCUAAACUACCUGCUGUGGGAACAUCAGAAGAAUGGUGGGAGGUACAUUUGGAAAAGGAAGAAGCUAAAAAAACGAAGGAAGAACAAAAAGCCAAGAAAAAGUUAUUACAGGAAGAGAAAAAAAAGUUAGCAGAGGAGAAAAAGAGAUUGGCAGAGGAGAAAAAA